GUUUCCUCCAUUUUGUGGCCCGCUAUGGCGGCUGUGUUGAAGAGGCGACGGGGAUGCGGCGCCUUUGACUGAGGGGAUUAGGCCGGGCGAGGCAUCUGGGACGUUGUGCGGCACCGCAGCAGAUCGGCCCGGACGUCGGGGACGCUGUCAUGUACGGUGCCGGCGGGGGCCGCGCCAAGCCAGAGAGGAAAGGAGGAGCGAAGGAGGAGGCCGGGCCCGGCGGCGCCGGCACUGGGGGCAACCGGGUGGAGCUUCUGGUUUUCGGCUAUGCCUGCAAGUUGUUCCGCGACGACGAGCGGGCUUUGGCCCAGGAGCAGGGACAGCACCUCAUCCCCUGGAUGGGGGACCACAAGAUCCUCAUCGACAGAUAUGACGGGCGUGGUCACCUGCAUGACCUCUCUGCGUACGAUGCUGAGUACGCCACAUGGAACCGAGACUACCAGCUGUCUGAAGAGGAGGCGCGGGUAGAGGCGCUGUGUGAUGAAGAGAGGUAUUUAGCCUUGCAUACGGACUUGCUUGAGGAGGAGGCAAGGCAAGAGGAAGAAUACAAAAGAUUGAGUGAAGCGCUGGCAGAGGAUGGGAACUACAGUGCCGUAGGCUUCACUUACGGCAGUGACUAUUAUGACCCAUCAGAGCCCACGGAAGAGGAGGAGCCGUCGAAACAGAGAGAAAAGAAUGAGACUGAAAACUUGGAAGAAAAUGAAGAGCCUUUCAUUGCCCCUUUAGGAUUAAGUGUCCCGUCUGAUGUGGAGCUGCCACCAACAGCCAAAAUGCAUGCCAUCAUUGAGCGCACAGCCAAUUUCGUGUGCAAACAGGGAGCACAGUUUGAGAUAAUGCUGAAGGCCAAGCAAGCACGAAACUCGCAGUUCGACUUCCUGCGGUUUGAUCACUACCUCAACCCCUACUACAAAUUCAUCCAGAAAGCCAUGAAGGAAGGACGGUACACGGUGCUGGCAGAAAACAAGAAUGAGGAGAAGAAAAAGUCGGGGACUACCUCUGACAAUGAAGAUGAAGAUGAGGAGGAGGAUGGGAGCUACCUGCACCCAUCUCUCUUUGCUUCCAAGAAGAGCAGCCGCCUGGAAGAGCUGAUGAAGCCCUUGAAGGUGGUGGACCCAGAUCACCCUCUAGCAGCCCUUGUCCGGAAAGCACAGGCCGACAGCUCUGCUCCAGCCCCACCCACUGCAGAUGGCACACCUGCACAGCCCUCCCAGGUGGAGUACACGACUGACUCAACUGUGGCAGCCAUGUACUACAGCUACUACAUGUUACCAGAUGGCACCUACUGCCUGGCACCACCCCCACCUGGGAUUGAUGUGGCCACUUACUACAGCACCCUUCCUGCUGGAGUGACCGUGUCCAGCUCACCUGGUGUGACUACCACUGUACCACCACCUCCUGGGACCACACCUCCACCCCCCCCAACCACAGCUGAAACAAGCAGCGGGGUUACCUCCACAACCACCACCACAAGUGCGCUUGCUCCCGUGGCCAUCAUACCCCCGCCCCCUGACAUCCAGCCUGUGAUCGACAAGCUGGCAGAGUACGUCGCUAGGAAUGGCCUUAAAUUUGAAACCAGUGUUCGAGCCAAGAACGAUCAGAGAUUUGAGUUCCUUCAGCCCUGGCACCAGUACAACGCCUAUUAUGAGUUUAAGAAGCAGUUCUUCCUACAGAAGGAAGGAGGCAGUAGCACACAGGUAGCAUCAACAGCUGAAGAGGCUUCCACAGAAACUGCUGCUGAAGAGUCGAGUGAAGCCGGGGAGGACGGCACUCCUGAGGGUAUGGCGGAGACUGGGGGAAGAGGCAGCGGGAAGAAGGAGGCUGGGUCCAGCAAGAGCACCGUGGACGGGAAGCUGGUAAAAGCUUCAUUUGCUCCAAUAAGCUUUGCCAUCAAGGCCAAAGAAAAUGACCUACUUCCUCUGGAAAAAAACCGAGUCAAGCUGGACGAUGAUAGUGAAGAAGAUGAAGAAAGCAGGGAAUGCCAGGAAAGCACAAGUAGCGUGGCCAACCCCAGCCCAGCCGCAGCCCCGCCCUGUGUGGUGGCAGAAGAGAAGAAGCCCCAGCUCACCCAGGAGGAGCUAGAAGCAAAGCAAGCAAAACAAAAGCUGGAGGACCGCCUUGCCGCUGCUGCCCGGGAAAAGCUGGCCCAGGCGUCCAAGGAAUCAAAGGAGAAGCAGCUUCAGGCCGAACGUAAAAGGAAAGCAGCUCUGUUUUUACAAACCUUAAAAAAUCCUCUUCCAGAAGCAGAAGUGGGAAAACUGGAGGAGAGUGCUUUCAGUGUAGAGGAAACAAGUGUCAUGCCCUGUCCUCUGCUGGUUGGAGGCAGAACUCUGCCCAUGUUAGAGGUGAAGCCUCCAGAAAGGCCUUCCAGCAGAUGCAGAGACCCACCGAGAGAAGAAGAGAGAGAGAAGAAGAAGAAGAAGCACAAAAAACGAUCUCGAACGAGAUCCCGCUCCCCCAAGUACCACUCGUCUUCCAAGCCCAGGUCUAGAUCCCACUCAAAAGCCAAGCACUCUCUGCCCAGUGCCUACCGGACAGUACGGCGGUCGAGGCCCUCAGCCUCCCCAGGGAUCUUGAGUGUGGAGCCUUGUCCCAGCAGCUCGGCAGUGGCGGCAGCACAGCAGGAGAGUUAUCAGGCAGCCUCGGCCUCGAGCAGCUUUGACUCCUGGAGCUCUUUUGAGGGGAAACCUGGUAAACCGUCAAGGUCACGUUCUCGGUCCCCAAGAAGAAGAGCACACUCUCCUGAGAGACGACGGGAAGACAGGAGUGUCCCUACUGCCUACCGGAUGAGCAGCAGCCCUGGAGUCAGCAGGAAGCGGACCCGUUCCAGAAGUCCCCAUGAGAAGAAGAAGAAGCGGAGAUCACGGUCUCGCACUAAGGCCAAGACCCGGUCCCAGUCAACAUCCCCGAGCAAGCAGGCGGCACAGCGUCCCUCAGCCCACUCGGCCCACUCAGCCAGCAUCUCUCCUGUGGAGAGCCGAGGUUCUUCCCAGGAACGCUCCAGGGGGGUUUCUCAGGAAAAAGAUGGCCAGAUCUCCUCAGCGAUCGUCUCCUCUGUGCAGAGCAAAAUAACUCAGGAUCUCAUGGCCAAAGUAAGAGCAAUGCUCGCAGCUUCAAAAAACCUGCAAACCAGCGCAUCCUGAGGUGGCAGCCACGGAGCCAGCCCCAAGCAGAGUAUCGGGCAGGCGCAGCUGUGGCCUGGCUGUGGUCACAGGUGCUGGACUUUGGCUCAAAGCAUCCCCACCCCAGCCACAACCUGAGCUGCAAGCUCUGCGUCCACCUCCGCACGGCCCUCCAGGUUCUCCAGCCCGACUCCCUGGGUCAGUCGGUGGCUUUUGUAAAUUUUUAGUGACAUUUUCAGUUUCAGAUUUUUGACCAGCAGUCUCUUACCUGUAUAUUUGUAAAUAUAUCAUGUUUCUGUGAAAAUGUAUUAUCAAAUAAAACAAGAGGAAACACCUUUUCUAGCUA
This is a messenger RNA of Mesocricetus auratus (golden hamster), 3465 nucleotides long. RefSeq names its product splicing factor SWAP (gene Sfswap). Gene Ontology annotation, biological process: RNA processing; mRNA 5'-splice site recognition. The record is from RefSeq and is a predicted model, not a curated record. Gene Ontology annotation, molecular function: RNA binding. Lineage: Eukaryota; Metazoa; Chordata; Mammalia; Rodentia; Cricetidae.